CCACGUCAUUGUUUCUUGCUUAUCCUAUCAGAGUUGAAUUCGAUGAGACUCUGACCGACGGCCGAGAGUCCGGUCCUUGGUGGAAUAGUGUUUGUAAGUCGGGAAUCCCGCCUUUCAAAGGCCCACAUCGUGGGCCGAUGCUCAGAGCCAAGACGCAACUGCUUGAUUCAUGGCAUGCUUGCGUAGACUCGUCGAAGGCAAGAGAAUGGUAGUAUAGGAACAUGGAAAGAUACGUACUGCACGCGACUGCAGAUCGGGCUGGAGUUAUAAAGUCGAGCGAUGCUCGUGUGCAUUUCUAGCUUCCCCCUCACAUCCCACAGACUGAAAAGCAUCAUCUUCCUCAACAUAGAUCAACACGCUAGACUCAACCCUCAAGCACCUCUUGUAUCUUCAACAUGUCUAAACUUCUCACCAUCUUCGGAGCCACUGGAAACCAGGGCGGUUCCGUUGUGAGAGCAGCCCUCGCCGACGCCGUUCUGUCAAAGGAGUACAAGAUUCGCGGCAUCACUCGGGAUGUCUCCAAGCCCGCAGCUCAAGCUUUAGCCAGCAAGGGCGUCGAAGUCGUUUCUGCCGACAUGAACUCAAAGACCUCUCUUGCCGAGGCGAUCAAGGGGUCCCACACCGUCUUCUUCAUGACCACGCCCAACUUCACGGGCGGCGCCAGCGAAGAGCAGGCUCACGGCAGGAACGUGGCCGACGUCGCGGCCGAGACCGGCGUCAAGCACCUCAUCUACUCGUCUCUGCUGCACGUCACCGAGACCACCAACGGCCGCCUCAAGCACGUUGUCCACUUUGACGACAAGGCCGAGGUCGAGCGCUACAUUCGCGCCAAGGGCAUCCCCAGCUCCUUUGUCCUGCCGGGGUACUUUAUGAGCAACUUCUCUGCCCUGCAGAUGAUUCGCAAGGGCGAGGAUGGGGUCUAUAACCUGGCGUAUCCUGUUAGCGACAAGGCCAAGUUCCCUCUCAUUGACACCGAGUCCGAUAUUGGCAAGUACGUCGUCGCGGCAAUCCGCAAUGAGAGCACCCUCCUCGGCAAGCAGAUCUUGGCAGCUGAGGACUACUACACGCCCACGCGGAUCGUCGCCGAGUUUGAGCAGGUCACUGGCAAGACGGCCCGUUUCGUGCCCGUCGACGCUGAGACGUACAAGGGCUUCUUCGCUGGGCCGAUGGCUGCCAUGGCUGACGAGAUGCUCGAGAACCACCUCUUCAUCGACGAGCCCGGAUACUAUGCCGGCAAGGACUUGAAGGAGAGCCAAGAGCUUUUGGCUGGCGUUGGGCUCAAGGCAACUACUUGGAAGGAGUUCUUGGAGGCGAACAAGGCUGCUUUCCCGUAAUCGGAUUGGGAAAAGGACACCUGGUAUGACGUACAGAAUGCUGGGAUCCAUGUCAACAUGAUUUUGAGGUAGUGUCCCAGCGUGGUGUAGACUUUGCCAUAUAUACACAGCCUUACUGAGAUGAUUUCCGAGUAGAUGCCGUGCCCACAUGGUUCAUGUCUCAAAUCCAGUGCUUAUGCAGUGACGCGAAAUCGGUAUACAAUGGCUCACGGCUCAGUUUCAAGCACCAGCAGGGGCCACGAGAGCGCCCCUUGCCAGUAGUUACCCAAAUGCCUAGCAACGGCGCGGAUAAUGAAGGCGCCAGCGUCAGCAAAGGGCCAAAAGGUACGGCAGCGGUGCAGCAAAACGCCGUAAUGGGCAAGGAUGAUGAGGGCCUCGGGACGAUGCUUCCGCAGCAUCUCGACGAAGCCGACCGGUACCUUUACCGAGAACGUCGACGCGGCCUGGGCGUAGUCCCCUUCGUCGAGGACGCGGCAAAUGUCGAAGCACCACUGCAGAAGCCCAAUGACUUCGUGACACGCUCUCGCGCUCGAAUCGCUGAGGUCGGAGUCAUCUAGGAGGCGUUUCAGAGACCCGCAUUCGUCGCCCCUCGUGCUCAUCCUCUUCUCGGCAUCGAGGAUAACGUUGAGGACGGGUGCGAGCUCGGUGUCUUGGAGGAAGUUCCGGGCCGGCGGGGUGACGGAGUUGACGCCGCGGUUGAGGUUGAAGCACUCGACGAGGCGGUCGAUGAAGGACUUGAAGUCGGAGCGGUAGUGAGCGAGGGUGUCGGCGAGGACAUGCCUGCCUAGGAUGGCGGAGAAGAGGAAGCGAGGGACGGCGGUGACCUUGUCGUCUCUGGCCACGGUUUCCGUUAGACGGGUAAAGGAAGAGAGGGCGCGGUUCUGGAGCUCUGUGGCGAGGUCGUGGAGAUGGGCGGAUGACCCGGGGUAGAGCUGGACCAUGUGGAAGGCUGUGAAGGCGAGGAUCUCGUCGAGUAGGUAGGGUGAGUCCACGGCGCGUCGGACGGCGAUAUCGAGGGCGCUUCGGGCUGGGCCGGUGAAGUGUGGGACUGAAGCUGCAUGGUGUAGCAGGAUCAUGUGCUGCGGUGUGUAGAUGGCCUCUGAGGGUUCGUUUGGUGUGCCUAACAUCGACAAGCCGAGCUGGCAGUCUAGAGAUGGAGGAGCUUGGGUGCUGCUCAGCUGCGUCGUGGAAGCUGGAGACAGAGUCUGGUCACUCUGGUAAGAAUUGGAGCCGAGACCAGCCGCGGCUGGCACGUCUGCAGGCCUCGAUGGCAGGCCAUGAGACGGAUGGCUUGGUGCAUGAGUGAGUUCGGAUGAGUUGCUUUGUUGAUGAAGAGCUGGUUGUAAGGGCAGCUGUGCGCGCUCAAUCGGCGCAUUCGCGUCAUUGUUUGUAUUGCCGUGACUACUUCCUCUGGAGCCUGGCGAUGGUGAUCGGGCGUUCCAUUCCAAUGUGCCCUGUGACCUGUCGCAUUGCGAUUGAGGUUUUUGCGCUUGUCUGCGCUUCUGCUUGUUCACUUUUGGCGGCGGGAAGAAACACGCGCGCUCUGCGACCUCGCAAUUCGCGCAUGAGGGCUGACGCUCAUCGCAGCGAAUGUGACGACGCUUGCACUCUGCGCAUCCAUUCCGAGACUUCUUGUGAGAGCGGCGAGUCUCUUGGGCCCUGGCGUUGUCUGCGACUAUGCUUCCGUUGUCGCUCGAAUCGUUGUGACGCGCCGAGGCGCGCGUUUCUCGAACCAUGCUGUCGUCGGGCGGGCGAUUCUCGUCGAUCACCGUUCCCCGUGGAACGCGCGGAGCUCUUAAUCCCAGUCAGUGCCCCCUUUCCAGCUGUCGGCAUUCGCGAUUCAUGAAUGUGCCUCCUCUCAAGAGCUUGAUGCGUUCUAACUUUCACAAUGACAGCAUCUCCAUGUACUAGGGGUGGACGAGCGGAA
Colletotrichum scovillei is the source of this 3261-nucleotide messenger RNA. RefSeq lists its product as uncharacterized. The transcript is spliced from 3 exons. The record is from RefSeq and is a predicted model, not a curated record. NCBI's taxonomy places the organism in Eukaryota, Fungi, Ascomycota, Sordariomycetes, Glomerellales, Glomerellaceae. Bases 396 to 1334 code for a protein of 312 amino acids.